AUGGAGAUUCAGUCAUCUGGAAAAUCGAUUGAUACAUUGUUCGAAAAGGUUCUUUGCAUGAAUAUCCUCUCUUCUGACUACUUCAAAGAGCUUUAUGCGUUGAAAACCUACCACGAAGUGAUAGAUGAGAUAUACAACCAAGUUGAUCAUGUAGAACCAUGGAUGACUGGCAAUUGUAGAGGCCCAUCAUCUGCCUUUUGUCUUCUGUACAAGUUUUUUACAAUGAAACUUACUGUCAAACAAAUGCAUGGAUUAUUGAAGCACACUGAUUCUCCGUAUAUCAGAGCUGUAAGCAUGUUCUCCUUCAAACUUUACUGUUUUAUGAUUUUUUUCGUCAAAUUUAUUAUCUGUCACUUGCAUUGUACUUUUAGUUGUGAUAAAAAAGACUGGAUAAGUCGUGAACAUUUUUUUCUUUGUUUCUAUAGAAAGGUACUAUUCCACAUUUUCACUGCAAGAUGCUCACUAUGAACUUAGAUAGUACCAUUAUAACUCUUUUUCCAGCUAUGGAAUUCAGUGGUGCCCUCUCCCUACAGAAGCACCUCUUUUAUUAUAUUAGAUGUGGUACCUUUUAUAGCGUUAUGUGUUAGAAUUUUCAUCUGCAGCUAAUUUGAAGAGACACUGGUUCCGUGUUUCUGUCUUUUUGAUAUGGGUAUAUGGUAUUUUACGCUUCAUAACCAUUGGAAAAAAUGAAUACGGUUCUGGACAUGUUAGAACAUCUAUAUUAGACUAAAUUUUAUUUUGAAACAUUUGAGACUUGUCCAUUUUUUAGUCAUACAUGUGCAUAUAAGUCAGUAAAUCAUAUUCUUUUAAUGGCAUAUAGACCAGGGACCCUUUUUUCAUGGAGAAUACUUGGAGUACAGUUAGUCCUUUUGUUUAUUUUCUCAUACAGCAGAGGUUGAGGUAGCCUUUUGGUUCUGCAGGUUGGUUUUCUCUAUUUGCGGUAUGUUGCGGAUCCAAAGACUUUGUGGAAUUGGUACGAGCCAUAUAUCAAAGAUGAUGAAGUAUGUAUAUCUCGUACAUCAUUUCUUGAUGUGCUUGUUCAUAAUAUUGUCUUUUAUUUAUUUUCUGGCUGAUGAAAAUUACCUAGUUCUAAGGACUUGAGGUCUCAAACUUAUCAUGCGAUGCCCGAUUUUUAUUUCAUAUUGUAAUUAACAUGUAAUAUACUCAUUAAUCUUGAGGAUUUCUUUGCUCUUGGCUCUUAUCAGGAUGAUUGAGGGUUUUUACAGAUUUCUCAAAGAUCUGGGACAGAGGAUUAAUUACGAGCCCUAUUUUUGCUUGUAUAGUCACAUGUAAAUACUGGUGAUUUUGGAAACUUCAAAUUUAUUAUUGAUCAUCUUGUGAUAUUCAUAUUUUUCAUUUUUUCUGUUGAUCAUUUUUUUAUGGAUAUGUUCCCCCCUGAUAAUUCUAUUUUGUUGCACAAGCGUGGCAACCUGGCUUUCCUUUCUUGUGGAGAAACUCCUGGCCACCUAUUCCUUAUAUCUGAAAAUUUUGUCUUCACGUUUCCCAAAUCACGUAUGAUGCAUUUCACAUUUUUCGCUUCAUAAGUGAAACAUUAGUUCUAGCCACGGAAGUGCAUCUAUGGCUUCUCGCAUAUUUAGUACACUCUCCUGUAGUCCUAGUGGGUAUGCCUCUCACGCUUGUGCAGAUCUCUUCAAGCUCAUAACUCCACAUUCUAAACAGUGUUGUGCUUAUCAAGAGUCAGUUUCACAUUCUUAUUAACCUUGGAAAAUAUGGAAAUAGAUGGAUACUAAUUUUUCAGGCUUCUUUGAACACCCCAAAAAAAAAAAGAAAAAAAAGAAAAGAAAAAAGGAAGCGGAAUAUAAAUUCGUCAUUCUCUCUUCUUCUUCUUCUUAGCAUGCAAGUAAUAGUGCCUUCUGAGUAUGCAAGUAAUUGUUUCUAAAAGGUCCCAUCUGGUGCCCCCCUCAGACGACGAAGACUACACAGGAGAUGCUAUGAAAAACAGUCAUCAGAUACGAAAUUGGAUAGAAAGAUGCGAAAGUAGAAAUAGUCUUGGACCAUCCCUCAUUCCGUAGCCUGUGUGAUACAGGGAGAAGACCCAAGGUGUAUUCCAUCACACUCCCUUAGUUUUUGGCUCGUGGCUUCCCCUCGUCUCAGUUUGUGUGGGAAAAUACAUCUCCAGAUCCGUAUUCCCUGCCUGACCCACGUUUGGAAGUGCUGUUAUUCCCUCUCUAGAAUUUCUUUCUUUUUCUAUGGCAUUUAUUCUACUUUCGUUCAAGGCCCAUUCAAGCAAUCACCGAGAACGAGCCAAGAACAUAACAAUGUGUUUCCUUUUAUAAUUCUCAGGAAUUCUCCCCGGGGUCUAAUGGCCGAACAACUACAAUGGGUGUGUAUGUGCGCGAUCUACUUCUUGGCCAGGUCGGUUUUUUUCCACUUCAUUUGCCUUUUUUGCAUCGUUUUUUCUUUUUUUGGUUGGAGUAGGACGAAGCAAUUCGCUCUUUAUUAUCAUCCCAGGUAUUUUUAUGUUCUAUUAAUGGAAUCCGUUCUUCCAUGAAUGGAUACGAAAAUUUUUAUGUUAUGAUCGGGUGGACUUCUCUGAUGACAUAGCCGAAUGAAUGGAUCAAUUUGUGGAGAAAGUUUUGCCCAAAAAGCAGUUGACUUUCUGUUCAUAUGCAGUGUUCUUGUUGAAUGAAUGCAUGCGCUGGAAGAUUUCUAGCCUCCCCUUUCCGCCUUCAAUCAAGAUUAUUAUAAUUUCAUGUGGGCUUGAUCUUCUUGUUCUUCUUUUUUAAUUGCAGUACUACUUUGACACGCUGUUCCCCCGGAUACCAGUUCCAGUGAUGCGGCUUAUCGUUUCUAACCUCGAGAGGAUGAAGCUUCCGACCAAGCCAUCAGGGUCAACGGGGGAGUCGACUCGGCACGGCUCGGAGGACACUGCCCGCCGCCCGCCGUCAGUGAAGGCCGCUCUGUCGGUCUCCUUCGGGCAACGAGCUCCUCACCGGGCCUCUACCAGGGACUCCUCCCCUGUCCGCCGCACGCUCCCUGCCGCUGGCGGUACUGCCAGCAGGGACCGGAGCCCCAGCCAUGACCGGCGGAGAUCCUCCCCCCGGCGGAGCCGCAGCCGCGACAGAGACAGAGACGGUAACGGGCACGGCCGACGGCACAGCAGGGAGAGGGACUCACAUCGGGGGAGGCACCGGGAGUCGAGGUCCCGGAGGAGCAGGAGCAGAAGCAGGAGCAGGAGCAGGAGCAGGAGCGGCGGGGGUGGCGGUGGCGGCGGAGGAUCUGAUCACCACCGCCGGAGCCCGUUUGGGGAGAGGGGCAAGGAGAAGACGGCGGCUUCUGCGAUGAGCAAUCUGGCGAAGCUGAAGGACCUGUAUGGCGACGGCGGCGGGAAGGGUGGAGAGAGGAGCGGGGACCGGUAUGGCAAGGACAGCAGCACCGAGGAGGUCAUCAGGCUAGGAGGGUCUUCGUGGAAAUAG
This is a messenger RNA of Spirodela intermedia, 3437 nucleotides long. The record is from the annotation of a GenBank genome assembly. NCBI's taxonomy places the organism in Eukaryota, Viridiplantae, Streptophyta, Magnoliopsida, Alismatales, Araceae.